Molecule: messenger RNA, 612 nt
Organism: Cantharellus anzutake
Lineage: Eukaryota; Fungi; Basidiomycota; Agaricomycetes; Cantharellales; Hydnaceae
Exons: 3
Coding region: 1-612 (203 amino acids)
Source: RefSeq, a predicted model, not a curated record
AUGAUGCUCGUUCCCUCAGCUCUCAAAGUCACUCUAGGUGGGGUGGUUAGUCCGGCGGACGUAAAGACAUGCGUAUUGCUGACGUCAAAGAGUCGCUUGCUUUCGUAUACGUCACAUACUCGACAUCCUGAGGAUCUCGUAAAGGUCCUUACAUCUCUGGCGGCUGAGGCAUGGCGCGAAACACAGAAGGACAAUGCUCUCAGAGGAGAAGGUCUCUCUAAGGAGGACCAGAUAGCCAUGAUUGAGAGUGAGCUUGGACGCGUCGUUGUCAUGCCUAUCUAUCCCUCCUCAGCCCCCAGCAUCAGCCCUUCGCCCUCCUUCACUUCUUCCGAGAAAGUCACUAGCGCCCAAAAAGUUGUGGCAUUUCCGUCGCGUGACCAACAGGUCGACACGGCCGACACAAGUGGCUCUUCAAACAAUGAUGGUUCGCAAUCAUCGGGUCAAUCCAACCCUGUGAUUUUCUUGCUCGCCCUACACGGGUCUAAGGAUGUCCCAUGGGGUUUAUUCCGAGCCAAGGGAAAACCUCUGGUGAAAGGCUUGAGUCUGUCCCUGAGCGGAAUUGGCGAUCGGCUAGAUUCAGGAGCAAGCGCUAGUCCGCCAGUGGGCCGAUAG